CCUCCACACUCCCAUCCAACAUCAUGGACAAUGACAUUAAGCCUGCUGCACUUCACAUCGAGGGCUCUGACUCUGUAUCUCCCGACUUUGACCCCGCCCCCCGUCCGCGCAUCCCCCUGACCGAAGAGGAUGGCCAGAAAAUCAAACGCAAGACCGACUGGGCGAUCCUGACCAUCCUGAUCUGGGUGUAUUUCCUGCAGAUUCUGGACAAGACCGUCCUGGGGUUUGGGGCCACCUACGGCAUGACCGAGGACACCCACCUGACCGGCAACCAGUACUCGCUGAUCGGGUCAAUCGCUCCCAUCGCCCAGCUGGCCUGGCAGCCAUGUUCAUCCUGGCUCAUCGUCAAGGUCCGGCCCCGGAUCCUCAUGCCCAGUCUAUGUCUCGGCUGGGGCAUCGCACAGACCUGCAUGGCCGCCUGCCACAACUUCAGCCAACUCCUCGCCGCGCGGUUCUUCCUCGGACUGUUUGAGGCCGGAUGUCUACCGCUAUUCUCGAUUCUUGUGGCAAGGUGGUAUCGUCGUGCUGAGCAGCCGAUCCGUGUGGCGGCCUUCUACUCCACCAACGGCUGGGCGACCACCAUCGCCGCUGCGCUGUCCUACGGAUUGAGUCAGAUCAAGUCCGAUGCCUUGAAGGGAUGGCAGAUCAUCUUCCUCUUCGUCGGCCUCCUCACCAUCGUCACCAGCCCGAUCAUCUACUGGCGCCUCGACAAUGACAUCGAGACGGCCCGCUUCCUCACCGAGAGCGAAAAGGAACAAGCCGUCGAGCGGCUGCGCGCCAACCAGACAGGCACGGGGACCCGGGAAUACAAGAUGAGCCACCUGGUGGAAGCGGUACUGGAGCCCAAGACCUACCUGUGGAUCGGGCUGGCGCUGCUCCUGAACAUCGGGGCCUCGGUGACCAACGUCUUCGGCCCGCUGAUUCUGAAGGGGCUAGGGUUCGGCACCGACCACGUGACGCUGCUGAACAUGCCCUUCGGCGCGGUGCAGGUGAUCAUCAUCCUGCUGGCGAGCUACCUGGCCCAGAAGGCGAGCAUGAAGGGGGUCAUCCUGGCGGCGCUGGUGCUGCCCGUGGUCGCCGGGCUGGCGAUGCUGUAUGCGCUGCCCCGGGAUAGCAGUGCCAACGGGGCCCUCAUGGCGGGCUUCUAUCUGCUGGCGUUCUUGUUCGGGGGCAACCCCUUGAUCGUGGCGUGGAUUGUCUCCAACACCGGUGGCACGACGAAGCAGAGUGUCUGCAUGAGUUUGUUUAAUGCCGCGACCUCGUCGGGCAACAUCAUCGGGCCCUUGCUGUUUGAUGCCAAGGAUGCUCCGACGUAUCGCCCGGGGUUGAAGGCGUGCCUGGGGAUCUUUGUGGCGUUGGUGGGAGUGACGCUGUUGCAGUGGGCGAAUCUGGUGGUGUUGAACCGCAUGCAGGAGCGACGGCGCGUGAAGAAUGGCAAGCCGGCCAAGCUGCAGGAUCUGUCCAUGCGGAGCGGCGUCCUGAAUGAGGGCGAUGGCGCACCGACGACGACGGAGGAGACCGGCCAGCAGGGGCUGAUGGACUUGACGGACCGCGAGAAUGACGAAUUCAUUUAUGUAUACUAGCAUGUUCCUUAUGAUACACACAGUGUGACUUUCUAGCAACCAAGAUGCCUUCCAGC
Molecule: messenger RNA, 1639 nt
Organism: Aspergillus uvarum CBS 121591
Lineage: Eukaryota; Fungi; Ascomycota; Eurotiomycetes; Eurotiales; Aspergillaceae
Product: putative MFS transporter
Exons: 3
Coding region: 24-1583 (519 amino acids)
Biological process (GO): transmembrane transport
Cellular component (GO): membrane
Molecular function (GO): transmembrane transporter activity
Source: RefSeq, a predicted model, not a curated record